UCCGCUCUGCCUGCGCUCACUGAAUCCAACAUGGAGUAAGGAGGAGAUGGGGCUCGUCCGGGGCCAUCCUCACCGAUACCAGCGCACCAUUUUCGGUCACCGCAUUCCAGCCCGGCCCGGCGGGGGAGGAGGUAGAGGAGGCGGCGGAGGAGGAAGAAGAGGAGGAAAAGAAAGAAAAGGCGUAGGAGGAGGAGGAGGAGAAGGUGGAGGUGGAAGAGGAGAUCGGAUGCGCCUCUUCGGAUGCGCUCCAGUAAUUGAGGAGUGAAGGGAGAAGAAGAAGAGGAGGAGGAGGUGGUGUUGGAGGAGGAGGAGGAGGAGGGGGAGACGGAGAUUCAUACAUAACACAAAUCGGGAUUCAAGAACCGAGCGCAGCGCGGGAGAGAACCGGAUCCGCCGCCGCUUCUGCCGCUGAAGGGCGAGGAAACAUGAAGACACCGCGCUGUGCAGCCGCGGCGGGAGCUCGUUAUUACCGGAGGUGAAACGGAAAAAAAUGAGCGAGGACACGCGCCCAGACGAUGACAGCUACAUUGUGCGCGUCAAAGCGGUGGUGAUGACCAGAGACGAUUCGAGCGGCGGCUGGUUGGCGCAGGACGGCUGCCUGAGCAGAGUGGGCGUGUGCAGGCUGCUGCCGAGCGAACUGCUGGGGCGCAACACCUUCCUGAUCCAUGGAGAACGCCUCAAAGACAAGCAGGUGAUUCUGGAGUGUUUCCUAAAGAAGGAUCUGGUCUACACGAAGGCCACGCCGACCUUCCACCACUGGAAGGUGGACAACAGAAAGUGUGGUCUGACCUUCCAGAGCCCGGCCGACGCCAGAGCCUUCGACCGUGGGGUGAGGAAGGCCCUGGAGGACCUGACAGAAGGGUCGACCACGUCCUCAUCGACGCUGCAGAAUGAGGCGGAGCUCGGCGACGAUGACGUCUUCACGACGGCCACCGACAGCUCGUCCAACUCGUCCCAGAAGAGAGAGCCGGCGAUGCACACGGUGGCCCCGCACAACUUCUGCGAGGCCCGACGGCACCACUGCAUCCUGGGACAUUUCUACGAGCAGCACCGGCCCUCUGAUCACUACUUCCUGGACCAGGCGGUGCACAUGUUCCCUCGUCACGUCAGCUUCCAGGUGGAGGAGGAAGAGAUUGUACGCAUCAACCCCCGCGAGCGGACCUGGCUCACGGGCUACGAGGACUACCGCCACGCCAACUCAACGCGUGACAAACUCACCCAGCCCGACAACCUCGACGCCUACGUACACUUUGCCAAGAGUGAGCCUCCCAAACAUGACUACACAUACCCUUACCCGCUGAGCUGUGACGUGCAGCGAGGCUGCGACGGCAAACCUGGCUGCCUGGAGCUGGGCAGCGGACACCGAGCGGUGGUGACGGUGCAGCCGCGCGCCCUACAGCCCAAAGGCAAGAGGCGGAAGGAGGAUGGCGAGCGCUCGCGCUGCGUUUACUGUCAGGACAUGUUCAACCAUGAGGACAACGGGCGGGGCCGCUGCCAGGAAGCUCCUGACCCCAUUCAGACCUGCAUCAGGCGGGUCAGCUUCAUGUGGUGCGCAGACAGCCUGCUGUAUCACUGCAUGUCGGACCCGGAGGGGGAUUACUCGGACCCGUGCUCCUGUGACACCAGCGACGAGCGCUUCUGCCUGCGCUGGACGGCGCUGGUGGGUCUGUCACUGCUGGCGCCCUGCAUGUGCUGCUACGCCCCCCUCAGGGCGUGCUACCGCUGUGGCGUGGCCUGCCGCUGCUGUGGCGGGAAACACAAAGCAGUGGGCUGAGGCGUUGCAGGCCCCGCCCCCUCACAGUGGAAACAAGGACUCAUGGCAAUCAGAGGCCGCUGUGAUUUUGUUGUUGUUGUUUGUCUUGUCUCCGAUUUCCAGAAGGAGGAGGAGAAGAAGAACUUUGUCUCAACAGAUGGAAAAAAAAAUGUUCCCUGUUGUUUUUUCUUUUUAUGUCUUUUGUGAUAUUGGGAACCAAAAUGGCUCCCAAGUCUCACACUGACUGAUCAAAGAAUAUUCAUUUAUAUAAAGUUAUAUAUAUAUGUACAUUUAUACAUAUAUAUAUAUACAUAUAUAUGUAUAUAUAUGUAUAAACAGGUACUUUAUAUUUUUACACUCAUGUGUUUUGAAAGCUUGAAUUUGUCGUUUCUUCAGCAUCAGUAUGAAUGUUGUUGUGUUUGUCGAGGGAACUGCGUCUCACUGACAUGCUGCAAAACAUUUCAACCUUAAUCAGACAUUUUAGGACGCUCAGCUUAUUUCAGUAAAAAAAAAUACUUCUUUGAAGGGUUAUUUCAACAAUUAUAAAGUGGGUGUAUUCAGUUUUUGAUAAAAGUUAGAUGUGAAGAUGGAAAUCAAUAGGGAGCUGUAGGGACGACGUUUUUUCGUAGGCGUGGAAGUUAGCGUCGCCCAAAGCAGAUAAAAUUUUUCUACUGCAUUUGGGAAUAUUGCAUAAAAUAAGCUCUGUGGCAAACAAACGUUUAUGAUACUUACAAAUUUUGUUCAGCAAGAUAAUCUCCACGAAAACCAUUUUCAUAAUUACUGAAGCCUAAAUGCAAUCUUCACAAGUAAAAAGCUAACGUUAGCCAAUAAACAAACUACACUACAGUCACACGACUUCAACGUCACCACAACGAGGCUGUUAAGUCAUAUUUGGCGUGGCGAUGUUCUCUCGUGUCUCAUUUAGACACCUGUUGGCAACCGUCUUUCCUAAAAGUCUUAAAUUUCAUGAGCGCAGUAUUUACUGGCAUAUUUUAUGUUGUAGAACAAAAUGUGAAUAUCUUUUAAGCCUGUGUUCACCACAGACUUUAUUUCAGGCCUCUAACCAAACACCCAUUCAGAAAACCCACUGACUUGAAGACGAGGGAACCAGGAGUGCUGACACGCUGAUUCACAUCUGUGUCAAAGUUUUAAGACUCAUUCCUGCAGCAGUCUGUCUCGUGUCUGGCUGGUCAGUACAGCUGGAUGUCAGGAUAGUUAGCCUAGCUUAGCGUAAAUACUGGAAGCAGGGGGAAACAGCUAGCCUGCUCUGUCCAAAUCUCAUACACUUACCAACAGCUCUAAACCUACAAAGACAUAUGUCAUAUCUAGUUUGUUUUAUCUGUACACAAACAGAAAUGUAAAAGCAACAAUGGCUAAUGGCUAAGCUAGGCUAAUUAAAUAUCAGCUUGACACCAGCUCCAUCUUUAACACGCCAAGAUGAGCACGGUGUCCGUCUCCUCAUCAGAUCCUCAGCAAGACGGCUAAUUUAUCUCCAAAGUUCUUUUUGUUGUAAGCUAACGUGAAUUCUCUUCACACAGUUAGUCCUGCUGAUAAGGUGAAUGUUUUGCAGCUCCUGACGUUCCCUGACGUUCAGCAGAGGCACUUAACUGGUCUGAGAGCUGCUCUGCUUACCUCUGAGCAAACUGAGCAGGUAAACCAGUUUGGCUGACCAGUAAGAUGGCUGUUCCCAGUCCUGAAUAAUCCAGAAACAAAGUGACGAUGGUAAUUUGCAAAGCUGCACCUCAGCAUGUUGGAUUUAAUCUGAAUAAGAAAAGUUUUGUGCAGAUUAAUCACUCAGAGCCGAAUUCACAAAGAAUGAACUGCGGCCGCUGAUAGCACCUUGAAUUGCACUUCACUUUUACCCGCAGUUUGGUCCGUCUUAACGUCCUAUUCACAAAGGGUAUUGCGCUAAUGAUAUACCAGCGCAAACACACCCACAAAGUUUGGCAGCUGAGUGCAGUUUGCCCCUGAUUGCAAUUAGCCACGCGGCAAAGUAUAAAUGCUGGCUUUGCACCAAGAACACCGUGGCAGAACAAUGGCAGACUUUGUUUGGCAAAGUACUGAACACUGUAUCCCCUCAUGUAGUGACGUCUGCUGGUGAGUCAGUCUAACAGUGUCGGAUGGGUUGAGGCUGUGGAUUUGACCAAGUUUGACCACUUUAUCACUAUUCCCUCUCACCUGUAGCUGUUUUUUCGUUAUCUUUUGAAUUUAAUAUGAAUUAUGGAACCGGUUUUGUUCACGUUUGUUUCCCCCGUUUCGUAAAAUAAAUUAUUGAAAGUUGCUUUUGAAGUCCGUGACAGAAGUGCGUUUUGAGAACGACCGCAGACUGUCACCUGCUCAACGCAUCAGUAUCUUCGGAUGCCAUUAAAGUAAUAAUGAUUAUAAUAAUAAUGUCAAAAUAUUAUUUACAGACUGAUUUAACAGACGAUCACUGCUGCCACGAUCACUGGAAAGUCUGGGCGAGAGGCUUCCACAGAGGAGCGCCCAGUUUGCACCAGCUUUCUAAAGACGUUAUUUACUUCACUCAAACUGCGUGUGGCUGUUAGCGCUGGUGUUAGUGCAUAAGACGUUGUUUAUCAGUGAGGCUCAUUUGCAUAGAAAUGGGCAAUUUUUCCGCCAAAUAUAUGGAUAUUACCUCAUUUAAAUACGUGCAAAUAACAAUCUGCUUGGCAGCACAGUUAGUGGAGCAUUUCACCCUCUGCCCGUGCUUUGUGAAUUAGACGGUAUCUGUUUGCUCCAUUUUUACCGGUUUAGCGGCCGCAAAAGCCACGCAAUCCUUUUGUGAAUUCGGCCCUCAGUUUUUUCAGCUACAAAACACAAUUUGGACAGUUUAACCCAACUGACACAUCCCCUGCUGUACUGGUCAUACUGGUCGGUCUGCACUGGUUUGGUGUUUGGAGGUUUGUUUGAUAAGAAGAACAAAAACCCCAGUAAGAACAAAGCUCUGUGUGUGUGUGUGUGUGUGUGUGUGUGUGUGUGUGUGUGUGUGUGUGUGCUGUUGGUAUAAUUAUCAACAUAAAGGCUGGAAAAAUCCCUGAAAAGCAUCGUAAUAUUUGAGUUUCACAAACUUAUCUGAAACUUACAUUUCUUCACUAAUUCUCAUUUUUUGUAUUUCUUGUAUUGGCAAGUUUCAUCCAGACACAAUACAGCUAUCUUUAGAAAUUAUUUAGCAAAAAGAUUUUCAAAAACUUUGAAGACAUGAGACAAGUCGGUCCCACAACAUUUUUUUGUGAAAUGAGCACAAAGUCCAAAAAAAGUUUUAGAAAUAUGCAUUUAGAAAGCAUUAUAAACAUGUCAGCAAUGGACAGUUUCAUUUUCAGGAAAAUGUUUUUGUGUAUUUUUGCCUUAAAGCUUGAGCGUGGAACUUUUGUCUCCCCCUCUGGCAUUGAGAGUAAUCACAGUAACACUCAGUACGUUUACAUGACAUCAGAGAAAAUUGAUUUAUUGUCAGUCUGACUAAAUCAGACUUUUAAAACACAUGUAAACAUGUUGACUGAAAUCGUACUGAAGUGAAUUUGUCACAGUGGGACUAACACACCCAGAUCAUGUGACUCCUGCAUGUAUACAGUCAAUCAGACCCAAACUGGCCGAGGCACUCUGAGCAUGCUCCACAGUUUCCUCCCCGGGCUUUGACCCGGAAGUCCAACAGCAUUAAAUGUGUAAGAGAAGAAGAAGCCGGUAACAACAUGGAGAAAUCUACAUCCAGAGCCGUGACUUUUUGGAUGGACCAAAUGUACAGAGCUGUAAAGUUGUCCACCAUGGUAGCAGUUAGCAGCUAGCUAACCGUAGCUAACUUGUUUGUCCAUUGUUUGGUCUGUGACGUAAUAGGUCAACAGGAAAAAAGGCCAACACUAACAAGCUGAAAGGGGGCAUAUCUCCACCUAUCGUAGAGGAGUUCUCUUUGACGUUUGAGUUCUCUCUUUUCUACUUUUAGCCGCUGCUCCAUCACUAUGGUCUCUAGUCCUUCCUUUUCUCUGUCUUAACUUCAAACUGUCAACAUGCACAGUAUCAGAAGAACACAUCAGAGUCACACACACAUGAAGCAUUGAGAAAAUUAAUUGUAGUAAUGAAAAGAGAAAGACAACAAAAACAUGAUGAAUGUAAUGAAAAAUAAAAAAAGAAAUUGAUCCUUGCAGUAAAUUACUUAACUUUAGCUACAUUCACAUCAAACACAAACAAGAGACAUUCAAACAUACGGCAAAAAACAAAAAAUAUAAAAAUAAAUACAUCUUAAGAUUUUAUUAAAACAUGUUUUAAUUUCACAGUAAAGAGCACCGUGUCGCCAUCAAUCAAUAAUUUAAGGAGUGCUCUCAUUAUAAAGAGAUUGUUUCAGGCUUAAUUCUUUAACCUCCAUUUUAAGACUUUGUGCUGAUUUCACAGAAACAUGUGAGUCUUUGUUGAGAGGCCUGAGCACGGAGUGGUUGUGAUUCUCCCGAAGCUAAAACUAGUGAAUAAGCUGCCGCGGUUCUGUUCACACAGACUGAAAGGAACCAAAACCUCAGUCGUCAUCAC
This is a messenger RNA of Epinephelus fuscoguttatus (brown-marbled grouper), 6265 nucleotides long. RefSeq names its product sprouty related EVH1 domain containing 2a (gene spred2a). Gene Ontology annotation, cellular component: membrane. The transcript has 6 exons. Gene Ontology annotation, biological process: multicellular organism development; negative regulation of MAPK cascade. Gene Ontology annotation, molecular function: protein kinase binding. Lineage: Eukaryota; Metazoa; Chordata; Actinopteri; Perciformes; Serranidae. Bases 491 to 1774 code for a protein of 427 amino acids. The record is from RefSeq and is a predicted model, not a curated record.